Messenger RNA from Anopheles coluzzii, 4045 nucleotides. RefSeq names its product glutathione hydrolase 1 proenzyme-like. Gene Ontology annotation, biological process: glutathione catabolic process. The transcript has 10 exons. The record is from RefSeq and is a predicted model, not a curated record. Bases 1831 to 3651 code for a protein of 606 amino acids. Gene Ontology annotation, molecular function: glutathione gamma-glutamate hydrolase. NCBI's taxonomy places the organism in Eukaryota, Metazoa, Arthropoda, Insecta, Diptera, Culicidae. Gene Ontology annotation, cellular component: plasma membrane.
CGGAUAUGAAAAUGUGUGCCUCCGUUCGACGGUGGCUGGCAAUUAUACACGCACCGGAAGCGUGCCGGUUGCAGCACGGCGUACGCUGCCUCCGUAGGUGGAUACAAAAAUAGGCUCCAUUCCGCCCACUUCUUCCCAGCUGUCGGAGCAACCGAAGGUGACCAGUGCAAAUAGACCAGCUUGUCACCUGUACGCUAAUGCCCGCAAAGGCACACGCGUCCCCCCGGAAGCGGCCGAGCAGAAGAUUGCUGCUAAGUGCGAAAGACAACACACCAGGGCAAGCGCGCUUCUCACCUUGAACUGGGGAUGCGAUCGAGCGUUACGCAAUUGCGAAGCUCCGACCAGCCGACCGGGGGAACGACCACAUGUGCACACUAGGCCAAGACAUCUUCACGAAGUUGGUGACGUGCUGGGCGGCCUGUGCUUUUGCUCCCGGAACCGUCUAGAUCGCCGUUAUCUGCCGUCUAGCGGUCGCACUAAAUUUUGAUGUGUCCAAAACGCGACGCCAACCGCACAGAAGACAAGCGAGGUAGAGGGGAAGUAAUAUUACAACAACAACAACAACAAAACCCAUCACACGCCUCAAGAACGCCUCAAUGGACGGCUUCUUAUCACGGCAUGGAAUUCAUUCCAUUUUGACUAAUACCUUGAGCGCCCUCGACCCGCCGACGGUCAAAAGCUGCUGGGGUAUCUUGCCGCCCUCGUUGCACCAUCGGACGCGCCGCACAAUGUCACGAUCGUGGUCAGGUGGGGGGGGGGCACUGUGCCACUACCCGUUCCCUGUGCCAAGACAUGGCACAGAAAACGCGCUUUACUAGAGCGAGGGAGAUAAACUACACAAAUCCACCACCGCCACCAGCCAACGAAUUAGGUCAUGAAAAUGACGGAAAACACCAUGUGAGGCGUGCGUUCUUGCGGAUAGGAAGCAAGCGAACGCCCCCAAAAAAACACGGCACCCCCUAGAGCUGGACACGGCCGUUCGAAGGGGGUUUCGGUAGCGUUCGGUAUGACGCGACACGGCAGCAUUACACAAGACGCGACCGAAAAUAAAACGACGCAACCAAUAGCAACCGUUGGGCGCAGAGGAAACGCAGGACCAGUAGGUGCUCCCCACCCAAAAACGGGGCGAAAAGAACGGCCCAAAAAAAAAAGACAACAAGGGUGGUAAAAAUAUCGUAUCCGCGCUCUAUCGAAAAGAGGGUAGAUGGGGAAGAGCAGAAGAAUCCAACAGGCAGUGUCGACCGAUAGAACGGACGCCAUGACCGCACCACCGGGCAGUGCGCUGGGUGGAGGAUGAGGCUGAGCCGAGCGAUCACUGAUUAGCGAUCGGAUCCGUCUGAGCAGGUCGUGGAGGAGAUCUUUUUGCGGGGUUGUUUUCUUCUUCAAAUUGUAUUCUGUGCUACUGCUGUUGCUGUUUUUGGUGGUAAUAGAGGCAGCCGGCCGCGGUAUCAUCGCAGUCAGACUUUCGGCCACUUCGGCAGCAACUCUGCGGCGGAGUACACUCGGCAGCGGCGUGCCCCGGAAGCAGCUUCGAAACCGCGCGCGCAUAUUGGCACUACACGUGCGCUAGAGUGAUCGGUGUCCGGUGUUGGGAUUCCCCCGUUCCCUCUGUAGGGAUUUUCGUCAGUGAUUGUUUUGGUGAUUUUGAAUUGCAUCUUGGUGCGUGGAUUGUUUUUUUUUUUUUUUGAGUUAUUGUUGGAUCGAUCGUCACCUCAGCUGGAGCACAAACAUCUUCGUAAAGGUUCCUGUGCGAUGGUAUUGUUGUGCUAGUGUGUCCAGCGUCCAUUUCCAACCAUCCUUUGGCCGAGCCAUCGCACAAACGCACGCAUCAUGUUCAACUGCCGCACGCUGACGCUUUACUUCCACAUACCGCUGGCUGCGGUGCUGCUCUACUGGUAUCGGCCCUAUCUGUUUGACCAGUUUACCGUCGGUACGACACAGGCACCACCGCCACCCCCACACCAUGCCACAUCAGACGCGCUGGUACCGCCCGAUCCGGGCCACACCGAUCUCUCGGUAAAGCUGUCCUACUCCACCCUGCACAUGUACGAGACGGCGGCCAUCUGCUCGGAUUCGGACAUUUGCAGCAACAUCGGUCGCGACCUGCUCAAGCGGAACGGCUCUGCAGUGGAUGCCGCCAUCGGGACCAUGUUCUGUGCCGGGCUGACCAACCUCCAGUCGAUGGGUUUGGGCGGCGGGUUCGUGAUGAACGUCUACCGGCGGGCGGAGCGGCGGGCCUACACGCUGGACGCGCGCGAAAUCGCCGCCGGCCAGGCGACGGAGGAUAUGCAUCUGCACGAUCCGAGCACGACGAACGAGGGCCCCCUGUCGGUGGCGGUACCGGGCGAGCUGAAGGGCUACUGGGAGGCGCACCGGCGCUUCGGCCAGCUGCCGUGGGCGGAGGUGGUCCGCCCGAGCCGGGAGCUGUGCCGCCGGGGCAUACCGAUCUCGAAGCACAUGCAAGACUCACUGUCCUUUAACUCGAAAGCACUGCUAGACGAACGGAUCAGGGAUCUCUUCACAGAUCCAGCCACCGGGCGGCGCAAAGUGCAGGGCGAUCUGAUACAACCGACGCAACUGUGCGAUACGCUCGAUCACAUCGCAACCGAGGGUGGUGACACGCUUUACCAGGGUCCCCUGGCGGAAGAGUUUGCAGCAGAUCUCAAGGACAUGGGUAGCAUCAUAACGCUGGAAGACCUACGAAGCUAUCGUGUUCGCUGGAACGAAUCUAUACCGAUCGAGCUGAACGGAGAUACAAUGUACGUGGCGCCUCCUCCGGCAAGCGGUGUCCUGCUGGCGUUUAUCAUGAACAUCCUCAAGGGCUAUCACUUCCAGCCAGACGAUGUGCACAGCAUCGAGGAAACAAUCCUCACCGUGCACCGUAUCGUGGAGGCGUUCAAGUUUGCGUACGGAAAGCGAACAGAAAUCGGUGACCCAUUGUUCGUGGAUAUUGCGGAGCUGACAUCCAAUCUCACCUCGAUCGAGUACGCGGAAGCGAUACGUGCUCGUAUAGAUGAGAUGAAAACCGGAACCAAACCGGGCGACUAUGACGGAUAUUUCUUUACGCCAAACAAUGAAGGCACGGCACACAUCUCCGUGCUAGCACCAUCCGGAGAUGCAGUGUCGGUGACUAGCUCGGUCAACUUCUACUUUGGAGCGGGCCUGAUGGGACCUCGUACCGGGAUCAUUGUGAACAGUGGGAUGGAUGACUUCUCUUCUCCAGGCCUGCGCAACUAUUUUGGACUGCCCGGCUCGAAGGCUAACUUUAUUCGGCCCCGAAAGCGAGCUCUAUCCUCCAUGUCACCCACGAUCGUGACCGAUCCAGACCAUGAGGUCAAACUGGUCGUUGGAGCAGCUGGUGGAACGAAAAUUACCACCGCCGUUGCAUUGACCAUAAUGCGUGUCCUAUGGUUUGGAUAUGAUAUAAAAGAAGCGAUUGAUGCGCCACGGUUUCACCAUCAAUUGAUCCCGAUGGCUGUACAGUACGAGUAUGGUAAUUUGGAUCUGAUCGUAAAGGGACUGAGAGCAAAAGGACAUCACACGAUGCGAUAUCGGGAACGUGGUUCCAUCAUAUGUGCCAUCGCCCAGAAUGCAUCCGGCAUUUACGCGAAUGCCGACUUUCGGAAGGGUGGCGAUGUUGCCGGUUUUUGAAACAUUAUCCAAAAAGAAUGUCAUGGUCGCAUUCAAGUGCAACUUAGCCUUAAAACUAAUAAGAUAGGUAUGGUUAGGAGCAAUCGUUAUAAAAUAAUUACAGCAUUUAAGCAACAUCAAUCUUAAACAAAAGCAAAGACGCGCGCCUGGCGUCUAUCGCUGUCUUUAACUCUCUUUCUCUCGUGGUGCUAGCUAGAUAGUGUACAGUUUUUGUAAAAUGUUACUAGGUACAAUUUAUAUUUAUCAGUUAAGGUAAACGUGCCGUUUUUCCCUUUAAUUCAAGGGUUAAAUGGGUAAAUAUGGAAGAAUUCUACUAGAAUUUGAGGCCGCAUAAGCAAUCUAAAUAAAACAAAUCAAAUUGUUUCCUCAAAUAAAUGUCUUUCUCAUAUCAUCA